GGACGCAGGCAGUGGUUCUGGGUCGAGCUGUUCGGUGGGGGACGGUUCUACCCAGGCAGUGCAUCGAGUUGGGGCCGCGCGUGCGCGUGCAGGAUAUGCGCGUACUCUGGCUGUGUGCGCGCUGGGCUGGCAUCUCGGUGACGCUGUCUGAGCUCGGGGAGCGCAGAGCAGAGCAGGCGGAGCGGGCCGGCCGGGGCGGAGCGGAGCGGUCCGCAGAGCAGCCCCUCCCGGCCUCGGCCGACCCCGGCCCUCGGCCCGGCUCUAUGGACAGGAGCUCGCUGCUGCAGCUCAUUCAGGAGCAGCAGCUGGAUCCUGAGAACACAGGCUUCAUCGGUGCGGACACCUUCGCUGGUCUGGUACACAGCCAUGAGCUGCCCCUGGACCCCACCAAGUUGGACAUGUUGGUGGCUCUGGCUCAGAGCAACGAGCGGGGCCAGGUCUGCUACCAGGAGCUGGUGGACCUGGUCAGUGCCAUGAUCAGCAGCAAGCGUUCCAGCAGCUUCAAGAGAGCCAUUGCUAACGGACAGCGGGCACUGCCCCGAGACGGACUGCUAGAUGAGCCAGGCCUGAGUGUCUAUAAGCGGUUUGUGCGCUAUGUGGCCUACGAGAUCCUGCCCUGUGAGGUGGACCGCCGCUGGUACUUCUACAGGCACCGCACCUGCCCACCCCCUGUGUUCAUGGCCUCGGUCACUCUUGCCCAGAUCAUCGUGUUCCUGUGCUACGGGGCACGUCUCAACAAGUGGGUGCUCCAGACCUACCACCCUGAAUAUAUGAAGAGCCCUCUGGUGUAUCACCCAGGACACCGUGCUCGGGCAUGGCGCUUCCUCACCUACAUGUUCAUGCAUGUCGGGCUGGAGCAGCUAGGGUUCAAUGCCCUCCUGCAGCUGAUGAUCGGUGUGCCCCUGGAGAUGGUACAUGGCGUGCUUCGCAUCAGCCUGCUCUACCUGGCGGGAGUGCUGGCAGGCUCCCUGACUGUCUCUAUCACAGAUAUGCGUGCCCCCGUGGUAGGGGGCUCUGGAGGGGUCUAUGCCCUGUGCUCAGCACACCUGGCCAAUGUUGUCAUGAACUGGGCUGGGAUGCGGUGUCCAUACAAGCUGCUGAGGAUGGUGCUGGCUCUGGUGUGCAUGAGUUCCGAAGUGGGCCGGGCUGUGUGGCUACGCUUCUCCCCACCACUGCCUGCCUCAGGCCCACAGCCCAGCUUCAUGGCACACCUGGCUGGUGCAGUGGUAGGUGUAAGCAUGGGCCUUACCAUCCUUCGGAGCUAUGAGGAGCGCCUGAGGGACCAGUGCGGCUGGUGGGUGGUGCUACUUGCCUAUGGCACCUUCCUGCUUUUCGCCAUCUUCUGGAACGUCUUUGCCUAUGACCUGCUGGGUGCCGAUAUCCCCCCUCCACCUUGACCUGCUCCCUAGGGCCAUAUGGCUAGAGCCAGGCACCAGGUGGGCCUGCAUGUCUGCCCUCUAUGAAUGGACCUCUUGGCUGCUUUUCCCCACAGGGGCAGGGGGGCCCUGUGAUCCCCCACCCCCAGCUGAAGCCAAGUCUUACUGCAGCCCUUGCUGCCCCCCCCAGGCCUUUCCAGGGGGAGGGGUGCUACUGGGCCAGGGCUGGGUGGAGGACCUUGAGUGUGGCCCUAGAGGAGACCCCUUCCCUCCCCACUGACCCCAGGACUUGCAGUCUGAGCCUUUUUGGAGAAUGAAUAAAUAUUUUACACAGCA
Molecule: messenger RNA, 1712 nt
Organism: Mus caroli (Ryukyu mouse)
Lineage: Eukaryota; Metazoa; Chordata; Mammalia; Rodentia; Muridae
Gene: Rhbdl1
Product: rhomboid like 1
Cellular component (GO): membrane
Molecular function (GO): serine-type endopeptidase activity
Source: RefSeq, a predicted model, not a curated record